Molecule: messenger RNA, 3586 nt
Organism: Anolis carolinensis (green anole)
Lineage: Eukaryota; Metazoa; Chordata; Lepidosauria; Squamata; Anolidae
Gene: arhgap45
Product: Rho GTPase activating protein 45
Exons: 23
Coding region: 15-3581 (1188 amino acids)
Biological process (GO): activation of GTPase activity; signal transduction
Cellular component (GO): membrane
Molecular function (GO): GTPase activator activity
Source: RefSeq, a predicted model, not a curated record
UUUCAACAGUGGGGAUGCAUUCAACCUGCAAUGCAACGGAGAUGCAAUCCGAGUCUGGGCAAACUUCGCAUCCCAAGCAGCGAGUGGAGCGUUGGGUGUCCCCACCCUUGCAGCGGGGCCUCGAGUGUUAUCUUUUGAAAACCAGGCCGUGCUGCAAAAGAGGAAGCACCGCGGUGGCUGUUGCUUCGGGGAGGAAGGAGAAAAAUACACAUUGCGGUUGGCUUCUCCUUCCGGCCCGUCUUGCAGAAAGUUUGCACUCACCCCGCUCCAUGAUAUUGAGACACUACCCGGAGUAUCUACUCAAAGCCUAUUUCCGAGGGUUCGGGAAGGAGUGGACGGUCAAAAUGGCAGGGACGUUGGCCAAGCGGGUCAGCAGCAAGGCCAGCUACAGUCCGUACUUGACCGGACGGCGGAAGAAAGCGCCCAAAACUCAGGGGUCGGGGUUGGUGCCGUCCCGACCCAGCGUUUGGUUCAAGGAGCUUCCCUCGGUGGUGUCGGGCCCGCUGGAUGGCACAACGAUGGCCAAGCGCCCCACCAGCCUCAGCCGCCAUGCCAGCGCCGCGGGGUUCCCCCUCUCUCCGGCCAAGGGGCUCCCCAAAAGCCACAAAGCUCACAGCCCCGGAGACGGGGUCAAUGCCGAGAGCAGCCUGACCGACCCGGAGGACAUUGCGCAGCUCUUGGCCGACGUGGCCUGCUUUGCCGAGCGGCUGGAGAAGCUCAAGGACGUGGUGCUCCAGGAGGAUGGGGUGGAGUCCCGCCGGCCCGUGGCCCACGAAUACCUCGGGGAAGCCCUGCGGAUCCUCCGGCAGAUUAUCAGCAAGUACCCGCUGCUCAACACCUUGGAGACGUUGACCGCCGCCGGGACGCUCAUCUCGAAAGUCAAAGGUUUCCAUUACGAAUCCAACAACGAAGCCGAGAAAAGGGAAUUUGAGAAGGCCGUGGAAAUGAUUGCCGUUUCCUUCAGCAGCACAGUCUCCGAAUUCCUCAUGGGCGAAGUCGACUGCAGCACCAUCCUCUCCAUGCCGCCCAGCGACGCCAACCAGUCGAUGGAAAACCUGUACGGUGGGAUCCCCGGGCAAGGCGCAGAAAUCCUGUCCGACCGCUCCGAAGACUUCAGUUCGAUCCGGCUGUCGGCCGAAGAGGUGGACGUCCUGCUCCAAAAGUGCGAGGGUGGGGUGGCCUUUGCCCUGAAGUACGCCAAGAACAUCUCCAAGUACAUGAAGGAUCUCAUUUACUACUUGGAGAAGAGGACGGCUCUGGAGAUGGAGUUUGCCAAAGGGCUCCAGAAGAUGGCAAAUACCUGCAAGCAGACCAUCACACAAGAGCCCCACAUGCCGUUCCUUUCGAUCUAUUCCUUGGCGCUGGAACAAGACUCCGAAUACGCCGCGAGCUCCCUCCACGCCGCUGUCACUCUGCGGAUGGAGACGUUCUUGCAACCGCUGCAGACGAGGCGCCUGGAGCACGAAAAGCGUCGGAAGGAGAUCAAGGAGCAAUGGGGACGAGCCCAGCGGAAACUGCAAGAGGCCGAAAACAACCUGCGGAAGGCCAAGCAGGUCUACAUGCAGCGCUCGGAGGAGAGCGAGAAGGCCAAGAACGUGGCGGCCAAAGCCGAGGAGGAGCAAAUGGGGUCCGUUGUCGGAGGCGGUGGCGGCGGGGGGACCGGGGCCGUCCCCAACAAGGCCCUGGAGAAGAAGCGGCGGCUGGAGGAAGAGGCCCGGAACAAGGCCGAAGAAGCCAUGGCGACAUACCGGACAUGCAUCGCGGACGCCAACACGCAGCGGCAGGAGUUGGAGGACACCAAAGUCACGUCGUUGCGGCAGAUCCACGAGGUGGUCAAGCAGAGCGACCAGGUCAUCAAGUCGGCCACCAUUUCGUUCUACCAAACCAUGCACAUGCAGACGGCGCCGCUACCUGUCUACUUCCAGACGCUGUGCGAAAGCAGCAAGCUCUACGACCCGGGUCAGCAAUACGCCUCCCACGUCAAGCGGCUGCAGCGGGAGGACGAGCCGGACACGCAGUACGACUUCGAGCCCUACGUCUCCCACAAUUGGUCUCCGAUCGGACGGACGCGGAAGGGCAGCUGCAGCGCCAGCGAAUCCGCGCAAGGAAGUGGCACAGAUGUGGGCGGCAAAGACGGGGAACGGCGAGGCGGACGGGGCCACCAGGUGCACAAAUCCUGGCCGACGGUCAUUGCGGAGACCAAGGAUCACCCAGAGUCCAAUACCAGUAGCUCAGGCGAGUUUCCGGCCAAGUUCCCAGCGAUGCCUUCGAACGGAUCCUUCUCUCCCAGCGAAGAGUCGGACGGAAACUCCCCGUCGUUCGAGCAAAGCAUCCAGGAGAUGAGCCCCGGGGUGAUCUCCGCAGCCACCGGCCCCUUCCGCCAUGUCGGCUUGUCCAAAGCGGCCCAGACGCACCGGCUGCGGAAGCUCCGCACUCCCUCCAAGUGCCGCGAGUGCAACAGCUACGUCUACUUCCAAGGCGCUGAAUGCGAGGAGUGUUACUUGGCCUGCCACAAAAAGUGCUUGGAGACGCUGGCCAUCCAGUGCGGCCACAAGAAGCUCCGGGGCAAGCUCCAGCUCUUUGGCCAGGACUUCCUGCAGGCCUCCGGAUCCAGCUCCGACGGCAUUCCCUUCAUCGUCCAAAAGUGCAUCUUGGAGAUCGAAAAGCGGGCCACCAGGACCAAGGGUAUCUAUCGCGUCAACGGGGUGAAAACCCGAGUGGAGAAGCUCUGCCAGGCCUUUGAGAACGGGAAAGAGCUGGUGGAGCUGUCCCAGGCUUCUCCGCACGACAUCAGCAACGUCCUGAAGCUCUACCUGCGGCAGCUGCCGGAGCCCAUCCUGCCCUUCCGGAUGUACAACGCCCUGAUGGGGUUGGCCAAGGAGAGCCUCCAAGGUGGGAAAAGCGCGGCCGAAAUGGCCGACAAGGGGCCGGAGACUGACCCGGCCGUGUUGGCGCUGGUGACCAAGUUGCGGGAGCUGCUCAGCAAGGAGCUGCCUGCCGAGAACCGGGCCACCUUGCGCUUCCUCGUCCAGCACUUGCGCAGGAUCGUGGCUGCCGAGGGCGAGAACAAGAUGACCCCCGGCAACCUGGGCAUCGUCUUCGGCCCCACCUUGAUGCGCCCCCGGCCCACCGAGGCCACCAUUUCCCUCUCCUCCUUGGUGGACUAUCCCCACCAGGCCCGCAUCAUCGAGGCCUUCAUCAUCUUCUACCCCGAUAUCUUCGAGACGCCCCAGACACUUGUCGUUGGCUUGGAAGAGGAAGAAGAGGAAGACGAGGAAGUGACCACGAACCAGGAUGAUGAGACCGCAUAUCUUGUGCCGACACCGGACCCGGAUGAGGCCGCACUUCACGAAGAAUCGAGCGCUCGCUUCAUCGACUCGGAUUCAGACGAGGACGAUGGCGCCGAGGGAGUCUUGCCGGCCCGCGGAGCUCGGCGCAGCAAGUCCAGCGCCGACGAGGAAACGCCGUCUGCCGAUGAGGAAGGCGCUCGGAGCCAUUCGGAGCCCGAGGACGUCUCGGCGCCGCAGGGAAAAGAUGUGGAGGACGAUGCCGUCUUUGGGAGAGACGAGACACUCGGCUAGUAUCC